Messenger RNA from Capsella rubella, 1088 nucleotides. Its product is annotated as NDR1/HIN1-like protein 6. The record is from RefSeq and is a predicted model, not a curated record. Lineage: Eukaryota; Viridiplantae; Streptophyta; Magnoliopsida; Brassicales; Brassicaceae. The transcript has a single exon. Gene Ontology annotation, cellular component: plasma membrane. Bases 112 to 963 code for a protein of 283 amino acids.
AAGAUUCCACAAAUAACUCUCAAUUGUCUCUCUCUCUAUUUCUCUCUCUCUCACUCUCUUUCUCUAUUUGGUGAGCUCAGAUCUGACCAGAGAAAGAAACAAUCGGAGAAGAUGACAGACCGAGUCUUCCCAGCUUCCAAACCACCAACCGCCACUAACGGAGUUCCCCCAGUUGGUUCCAUUCCACCUCCCCCUGCUCCGGCCGCCGUAACAGCCAACGGAACAGCUAAUCAGAAACCUCAAGUCUAUAUCCCAGCUAACCGUCCGGUUUACCGUCCUCAGCCUUACAGCCGCCGUCACCACCACCAAUCCCGACCAAGCUGCCGACGAAUUUGCUGCUGCUGCUGUUUCUGGUCGAUUUUGAUAAUUCUCAUCUUAGCUCUCAUGGCCGCAAUCGCCGCCACCGCCAUGUACGUGAUCUACCAUCCUCGUCCGCCGUCCUUCUCCGUCCCGUCGCUCCGAAUCGGACGCGUCAAUCUAACCACCUCGUCUGAUUCCUCCGUGUCGCAUCUCUCUUCCUUGUUCAACUUCACUCUGAUCUCGGAGAAUCCGAACCAGCACCUCACUUUCUCCUACGAUCCUUUCAUCGUCACGAUCGUAACAGCCAAAUCCGGUACGGUUCUCGGAAACGGAACCGUACCGGCAUUUUUCAGCGACAACGGGAACAAGACCUCGUUCCACGGGGUGAUCGCAACGUCUACGACGGCGCGUGAGCUAGAUCCGGAUGAGGCGAAGGAUCUGAAAACAGAUCUGACGCGCGCGCGUGUGGGAUACGAGAUCCAGAUGAGAACGAAAGUGAAGAUGAUGAUGGGGAAGCUGAAGAGUGAAGGAGUAGAGAUCAAAGUGAGCUGUGAAGGAUUUGAAGGAGGUGUACCAAAAGGUAAAACACCAGUCAUAGCAACUUCUAAAAAAACUAAGUGUAAGUCUGAUCUGAGUGUCAAGGUCUGGAAAUGGAGUUUUUAGACUUGGAGAUUUUCAUUAUUUCACAAUUGAAAAUUUUCCAUAUAAAUCUUUAUUUUUAUUUUUAUUUUUAUUUUUUCUGGAUUUUGUAAAACUUUUGGGAAUGAUCCAAAAGAAGAUUUUCUUCA